Molecule: messenger RNA, 3621 nt
Organism: Anarrhichthys ocellatus (wolf-eel)
Lineage: Eukaryota; Metazoa; Chordata; Actinopteri; Perciformes; Anarhichadidae
Gene: cdca2
Product: cell division cycle associated 2
Exons: 13
Coding region: 377-2887 (836 amino acids)
Biological process (GO): regulation of chromosome segregation; regulation of mitotic nuclear division
Cellular component (GO): nucleus; chromosome
Source: RefSeq, a predicted model, not a curated record
AACCGUACCAUUUAGUUCAUUCUAUAAGGGCAUUUAUUAUGAAGCUAGCUGUAACUAACGCUAACUUAGUUUUGUUAUGCUACCGGGGAUUCAGCUAACUAUAUUAGCAUCAUGCUAAGUCAGUGGGACGUCACUUUUAGCAACCAUAUAGACUUUGACGUGAAGUUGAAAGAAAUGUUAAAUGUAUAUUGUCAGUUGACAUUUCCUACAAGCAUUAGACUGAUUGGAACAAAAUAUAAAGGGAAUAUAGGAUAGAUAAUAGUCCCCUGUUGUCAUUCAUUUUAAGUUUUCCCUAGUGACUUCUAGUAACACAUGUUCUUGUGGUUCCGCUGCUCUUGAUUUAUUAGACAUAACGUUAUUCAAUUUGUCAACACAGAUGGCUACCGCGGAGAUGAACACCGAUGGAGAUCAGACGUUGUCCCCCUCAGAAGAGGACUCUCCUCCAGUUUUAGACGACACCUCAGUCCCCCUGAACUUCUCCGAGCUCACACCUAGUCAGUUUGGCAUCUCUGUGCAGAGUUUUACUCCAGCGUCAUUAUCAAAUAGCAAAGAUAAAUCUCGUCUAGCACAAUUAAAGGUGAGGCGGAGGUCCAGCGUUGGUGUCCGCGGCUCCCCAGAGACAAACUCCCUCAUCCGCUUCAUGGCACAACAGAGGAUGAAGACUCCACCAACCUUCCAAACCCCAGAGCUUGUCAGAAGUAGCCCCUUCCUUCCCCGGGUCGCCUCCACGCUGAGGCAGAAGAUGGCCUCCUUCCAGAGCCUGAUGGAUGUGGAAGAGAGUGAGGUCUGUGAUCCAAUGCCAAGGCAGGACAGCAACACUGGAGGAUGCAUCAAGACAAGAGAUUAUCUGUCUGAUAGGAACCGCCCUUAUGGAGGGAAGGAGAACCACCCACCAAUGAUGACGCCCAUACCCAGCAAGAGGAGGCGCAUGGGCCCCGUUGAAGGCAGUGAGGUGGAGAUUAAAGAGGCCAGCGCUCCUAUCCUCCACCUGAGCUUGAAGAAGCAGGAGGACGAUGUCUUUGAACUCCAAAGCCUCGGCCGACCACCGCCCGAUGAUUCUGCAGCGGCUUCACCGCCCCGCCCCGCCCCCCCCUUCCACAUCCCCUCUCUCCCCUCUCUGUUGGAGAUGAAGCCCACAGGGUUGACUGUCUUUGCUGGAGAGGACGACUCCACCGGGACCUCCACGGUGAAGAACAACAAGAAGAAAAAGAGGGUCUGCUUUGGAGGGCCGCUCUCUCCUGAGCUCUUUGAUAAGAACCUGCCUCCCAGCACACCGCUACAGAAGGGGGGUACGCCGGCCCGGGCGCCCACACCAGGUGGGAGCUUACAGCCGCGCUCGUUGCUGAAGACGCCGCAGAGAAGUGAAUCCCAAACUGCACCGGCACAGCCAGAUCUCAGCAGCCCCACUGUGUUUGGUGCCUCGCCGAUACUCGCAAUGCCUCGCAAUCGCAGAAUGCCUUCUGAGGGAGAGGAUGAAGAAGGAUCGAUUGUUUUCCCUUCAAUGGAGGAGAUUGACUCUCCGGGGACGAGGAAUACAGAAUGUCUGUGGGAAGCCCAGCCGUUGAAUUUAAACGCUGCUUUCUACGAGGAGUCCCUCUCUCAGAUUCUGACAGAGUCUGAGACCACUGCCCUGGAUGAGCCUACAGCCUCGCCAGAGAAGGAGAAGCAACAUGAUGUGGAAGCUCCAGCCCCAUGUAGAGACCGAAGGAAAAAGCAGCAGCCAGGUCCCGAGCAUGCACCGAGCAGCGAGGCUCCAGCUCGCUCCAGCAGUCGAAAGAGAAAGCAGCCGGAGGAGAGCCAACCUGUGAAGAGGUCGACGCGCUCCGCUGCCAAGACGGCCUCUGGGAAGAUGAAGAGGAGCUCGGCAGCGCGGCAAUGGAACCGGGGCGUGGACCGCUCCCUGUACGGCUGCCGGGCCUACGCCUCCAAGAACCCCGGCCUGAGUCCCAUCACGGAGAGGCUGGCCCCCAUCGGUCAGUCGGCAGCAAAGCAGACGUCCUGUACGAGCUGCACAGCCCCAAAUCACGAGACCCACUCGAACCCUGAGAUGGCUAACAACACUCAAGCAACAGGUGACCUCACUGUGACGAACGCUUUGGAAAAUCCCGUCACAUCUCCAAACUCCAGUAAAAGAAACAGCACAGCGAAGGGCAGGAGGCUGCCGGGGCCGAGAGGACUGAAGAAGAGGAGGAAGGUCAGUGCAGCUAAUGAUGCCCUGCUCAGUGAGGAGACUCCGGAUCAGGCUGGAGGAACGACCGAGGACCAAACCACUACAAACCUUGAGGCAUCAAGCGAAACCCCGCUGAACCGCACUGUACCUGAGCAGGGAGAAGUCGACACUGAACAUAAUGCCCAGAUUCCUGCAGAUACACUCUGCACAGACUCUGAUGGAAAAUUAGAAUGCCGUGGAAGUCCGGAGGCACCCACCUCAGAUUGCCCACCUACAGGUGGAGAAUCCAACAAGACUUUGAGUCGGUCAGCACAGAGAAAACGUGACAAUGUCUCAGUGCUGCAGCAGAACAAGGAAGAGGAGGAGAAGGAAGAGGGAGACCACGCAGCUAUUGAGCAGGAAAACAUCAGGUCAAGCUCCGAUAGCCAGGAAGAGGUGGAAGUAGCCGAUUUACACCUCGCCCCCUGGCAGGCUGACUUUAAUUUUGAAGACGUGUUCAAACCCGUUCCCGCUAGAAGGCAGCGCUCAGUACGCCGCAGCCUGAGGAACCAGAGCACUGCGGAGCACAGCAGCAACCGUGCCGGUCUCGCCUGGCUGGCUUGGACCUCCCCCGAGUCCAGUAAGGAGUCCCGCAGGAAGACCCGGGCCCGGCGGCUCAGUGCUGCUCCACCCGUCCAACCUUCGCCCCCCGAGGAGACACAAGACAACGCCUCGUGAGACUUUAAAUGGACUACAUGAACUAAGAUGAAUACAGUCAUCGUACAUUCCUAUCCUGUUUGUUUUAGAUUAGAUGGAAUGAGUUUCCAAAGAGCAGACUGGUUGUUUUAUAUUCGCUAAAAACGUUGAUGCCUUUGUUCUCUGUGAAUUAUUAGAGCUGACCAGUAAUUUGUAGCCGGUUUCCCCUCCGCUUACCAAGCCAGUCGAUACGCUGUGAGCCCAAUCAUCUCUGCUGACCACCUGCCAAUCGAUAGCCAAGCACUCAGCUGGUAAUCGCCGUGCAUGUUCAGACUCCCCAAAGUCAUUGGCUCGAGCAUCUCCAAGUCAAUAUGUGCUCUUCAUGGAUAGAUGAAGAUGGCUGUUCUGCAUUCACCAUCAGCCAUGCAUGGCUGGGCAGGAGGAAGGGAUGAUGAUAAUAAUAAUAACGGGAUAGUAAUGGCGGGGAACACACAGAAAUCUAAUGAAUAGGCUCAAACAAUUCUGUUUAUUUGUGUUUUCUCUUUUUUUAUAUAUAUAUUUCCCCCCCCAGUGAUCUGAACUGUUGACAUACAGGUAAAUGUCAGAAGAGGACCCUGUCCCAUUGCAUUAUCUGUUCUUUUAAUGGGCGCUUUUAAUAUGUGAAUACGUUUUUAAACUGGUUUAAACGUUGCAUCAAAUCAGAAAUAAGUUUGUGUUCUCAGUGACUUUCCUGGAAUGUACCUUGCUUUACUCUUAUGUUGAUUAAAUGCCUUGGU